CAAAGAAAAGUCCAAGCCAACACACCAACAACACAACAGUAGUAAUUGCACAACUGCCAAACAUUUAACAAUAUAGAUAAAACUCGUGAUUAAUAAUAAUAAUACAAAUAAUAAUAUAUAUAUAUAAUAAUUUAUUAAAUUAUCAUUAUCAUGAAUACAACCUCUCCGGAGACAUCCACCUCUCCACCACCAAUAAUACUCUCCAACAGUCAUGAUUCCAACAAUAUUAUUAACACAACAAACCCCACUUCAAUAGAAUUGGCUUCAACUUCAUCAUCUCCUCCACUACAACAACAACAACAACAACCAACCACUCAACAUCAACAAUAUCAAUUUACACCACCGAACACAAAUACAUUCAUUACCAACAAUCCUAAUAAUCCCAACAAAACAAAUGGAGGAACAAGUAUCACUGGUAAUAGUAGUAAUAAUAUUAAUAAUAAUAGUAAUGGAAAGAAACAAGUUACGAUUCAAUCUGGUAGUGCUGUGAAUGGUAAUACGAAACUUGGACAAUCUCAAGUAGGUUUUGGACAACCAAGUGAAAGUGGUAAAUCAGGUAGUUCAUUUAGUCAGAGUAAAAUUACUUUACGUACAUGUUGUGGUGUGGUUGAGUUGACUUCAAUGAAAUUGGCUUGUUUAUUGGGAAUGUUGGUUACUGUUAUUGGUUUGUUGGUUUUGGCAGGUGUUGCAAUUGCUGCAUUUGCAACUGCUAGUACAAAGGCAACUGAUAUUUUAAUUGCUGUUGGAAAGGUCACUUCUCUAUUCGAAAGUUCAAAUGCUGUGGUGUUGAAACAUGUCUAUACAGGAUAUGUUGAUGAACCAAGUCACUCAGCUGUGAUUAAUGAAUUUAAAAACAAGACUGCUGACAUGAAAUCAACUUUACUUUUAAUUUUCAAAACNUGUGGAUGA
Naegleria gruberi is the source of this 909-nucleotide messenger RNA. RefSeq lists its product as uncharacterized. The record is from RefSeq and is a predicted model, not a curated record. The coding region runs from base 151 to 909 and encodes 252 amino acids. NCBI's taxonomy places the organism in Eukaryota, Heterolobosea, Eutetramitea, Acrasida, Naegleriidae. The transcript is spliced from 2 exons.